AUGACUCAGGCUGUUCUUUCUAUCUAUCUAUCUAUCUAUCUAUCUAUCUAUCUAUCUAUCUAUCUAUCUAAUCGAGUCAGGAACUUUUUUUUAACAAUCGUAUCUAUCUAUCUAUCUAUCUAUCUAUCUAUCUAUCUAUCUAUCUAUCAGUAUAUUUAUAUCUAUUUCAAUAUGUUCAUGUCUGUCUCAGUUUGUUUACAUCUAUCUAUCUAUCUAUCUAUCUAUCUAUCUAUCUAUCUAUCUAUAUAUAUAUAUAUAUAUAUAUAUAUAUAUAUAUAUAAGAUUACUGGGCCUUUAUUCUUUUCUUUAUUAUCUCCGAAUUGCCGGGCCUUUAUUAUUUUCUUUAUCAUCUCCGAAUUACUGGGCCUUUAUUCUUUAUUUUAUCAUCUCCGAAUUUCUGGUUCUUUAUUCUUUUCUGUAUUAUCUCCGAAUCGCUGGGCCUUUAUUCUUUUCUUUAUUAUCUCCGAAUUGCUGAGCCUUUAUUCUUUACUUUAUUAUCUCCGAAUCUUUUUUAAAACUGGGCCCAUGACAAAAUUCUUCCCAUCUUUAAUCGUGUUUUCGUUAAUAUCUAUCAACCUGUUAUAUUCUGUUUAUUCUGUAUUUAUAUCUAUCUAUCUAUCUAUCUAUCUAUCUAUCUAUCUAUCUAUCUAA
Molecule: messenger RNA, 651 nt
Organism: Acanthosepion pharaonis
Lineage: Eukaryota; Metazoa; Mollusca; Cephalopoda; Sepiida; Sepiidae
Source: the annotation of a GenBank genome assembly